This is a messenger RNA of Drosophila navojoa, 287 nucleotides long. RefSeq lists its product as uncharacterized. The record is from RefSeq and is a predicted model, not a curated record. NCBI's taxonomy places the organism in Eukaryota, Metazoa, Arthropoda, Insecta, Diptera, Drosophilidae.
GCGACACAGUUAGUUCAGCUGCUACGCUUGAUUAGUGCACACACUUCUUCCAACUAUCGUUAUCGACAAUGUCCGAUAGUAAUCGCAGUUUUGUUUAUCGCAGCGUUGGCUAUGUGGCGCGCGCCUUGGCCAUUGCCAGCCUAUUCCUUAUCCUGAGCGCCAUCUACAGGGAGGACGAUGAGCCGGGCUCCUACUAUAUACAUCCCAGGCGAAAUGUGCAGUAACAAAUUGUCACCUUCAGCUUAAGCUACUCUUAACCAUAUAAAUAGCUAUGUAAAUAGUUGUAA